Anopheles bellator is the source of this 5251-nucleotide messenger RNA. RefSeq lists its product as uncharacterized. The transcript is spliced from 3 exons. Lineage: Eukaryota; Metazoa; Arthropoda; Insecta; Diptera; Culicidae. Gene Ontology annotation, cellular component: cytosol. Gene Ontology annotation, biological process: tRNA methylation. The record is from RefSeq and is a predicted model, not a curated record. The coding region runs from base 10 to 4170 and encodes 1386 amino acids.
UUCUGCAAGAUGCCGCCACACCUUGUGCAAGGUGAAGUAGAGCAAUCCUACGAAAUGCAGUGCGCGCAGUGGAUGGAACAGUUGAACCCACCAAGAUCGCUUCCAGCAGUAAUAUCCGUGUGUCAGGAUAUUUUCAUUUCCCAUCGUUGCCGCAAACCAGCACCUGCCGCGGCGGCCGGUAUAACCGUGCAAAAGGGAAGAACACAGCUGCUGCAGUACGGAAAAAACAGCGCAGGCAAUCUUCCCAGCAGUAGCAAUCAAAAGCUUAUCGAACUACUCGCCAGUCUUUUCGCGGAUGAACGAAUACCAUACCCGACGCAGAAGAUUAUUUGCAAGUCAUACUUUCGUUUAUGCUACUACAACAAUUUACGUCAUGCAAUGGUACCGUUCAAUGAGGCAACAGCCUUUGACGGUAAAACUGCCGCCGAGAGGAGCAUUAUCAUCUGGGGUAUGUUAGGCUCAGACUUUACUUCAUUGUUCGAGAACAACUCUAAGUUAUGUCGUCGACUACCGGAACGCAAUCUGGAGCUGUUGGUUUCUAGUGCCGGUUACACGCGCUGGUACAACACGGUUGUAGAAAACAUACUUAACUUCGACAGAUUAAACUUUUCCGUGGCAAAUUGUCAUCACAGCCCUGACCAGGUUUGGCACGCAGUGUUGGCGAAUCUUGAAUCUCCGUACUACGGAACACGCGAACACAUGUUCGCGCUGCUCAAACAUCUGUUGAAGGUGAGGGCUUUCGCCUUGUCCAAUGUUCUGCCGCUGGUGGGUCGAUGGUCUUGGUUGAACCGUAACAAGUUUCACCUACUGGUACUGCUGCUAGGACAAUUCUCGUUGGAGGCUCUACUACCACAGCUCAGUGUGGCAAUGUCGGAACUUGCCGACGUGCUUAAAUUGUCUCUUAACUACAAGCACCUAAUGCGCGGAGGACAGACGCUCGUCCGUACACUGCUUCGCGAAGACCGACCCUUCGUUUACAAUGUGAUCGUCGAGUUGUGGCGCACUGCAAAUAUUGACCUAUGCCGCAACAUGGUCAAACAUUGGGGCGGCUGCCUCUUACCAACGGAUUUGGCGAAAAUCUAUCUGCAGAUGGAACUAGAUCGUCUAGAACUGAAUAGCAAUGACUCCGACGAAGCACUGAAUAGUUUGCCCGAUUUUCUACAAUCUGCAUACGAGAAGCUCUACCUUGUAGCCAAAGUAUUUCGGCGACAAUUUGAAACGCACUCGAACCUCCACGGCUUACUUGUUCUGCUGUGUAAAUUGAUCGAGCAGGCCAAACCAUCAUCUUUGUCGUAUGGACUACUGUUUGAAACGCUCGCCCAUCAUAUUAGUGUUGGGUGGGGAAAGCCACAGCACGUAAUUGAAGCAGAUGAUAAUGAAUGCGUUGUGUGGCUGCCCUUCGCAAUGACGAAACUGAGUCAGUUUGCACUGGAUGUGAUUAACACAUCAAUCGAUAGUAACCUGUGUACCACCGUUGUCAAGGAGUUUCGACAGUUACUGCAUCAAGUUCCAGCCACAAUAGCAGUGACAUCAACGGUUGGUCGACAUACACAACUGAUCCUGGCACGUUUUAUGUCGUUUGAAAUGUACAACAAUUUUUUGCUGACAUCUUCGCCCAAACUUAAUUUGUACCAUCCUACGCUUACAGCGCUCCAAAUGUACUCUGCAUUUGUAGAGUUGUUCUUUGAGUUUCGUCCGACCAGCCCGUACCAAAUGGUGAGUCGUCCACACCGGAACAUUGGAUGGAUUGCUCCACUGUUGCCAGAACCAUUAACGCUCGACAGUUUUGGCUCAUCAUACCGAUCUGUCAUCUACACACUGCAGUAUUUACUGCGCAGCGAGUUCGAAGACGUUCAACGGGCAACGCUCAAACUUCUGUACAACAAAUCGACGGCGUACCAUUUCCAAACGGGUUUACUUGGCAGACUGGCAUUACGCUACUCUGGCGACCAAAGCAGCCCGGAUAUUGGUCAAGCAUGGCUGGCAUCACUUUCUGAGGAUUUAGUGACGAUCGAAUACGAUCUGACGAUUGCUUUUCACACCCAUGAAAACGAUUACUAUGCUGCUGCUGUCGUGGAUGCAGCGAAAACCCCGGAAAGACAGCUGUACCGUGUGCUGGACCGAGCGAAUGAAACGUUUUUCGGCUUCGAGCAAGCACGUCCGCUACUGCAACGGAUCGAAGGAUUUGAACGCAUAUUACAUCUGGCUGUGAAUGUAAUUAAUCUGUCAGUCGAGAAGCUUAAUGUGGCAAAACAACAGAUUGCCGGAGAGGAAGCCGAAGCGGAAGUCAGAGCGGCAGUCGAAGGGGAAGCUGCAGCCGAAGCCGGAGCGGAAGCUGGAGAGGAAGCUGGAGCGGAAGCGGGAGUGGGAGCCGGAGUGGGAGCGGGAGCGGAAGCGGAAGCUAAAGAGCAAGCGGGAGGGGAAGUUGGAGUAGAAGCUGGGACGGAAGCAGGGGCGGAAGCGGCGGCAGAAGAACCCGCUGUGGAUGGAACAAACUUUGACAUUAUGGAUCGCAGCCUGCAGAUGCUACUGGAAACGUCCGCGAAGUGGCCCGUGGAAAUCCCCGAAGGCGACUCUGUUGCAGCAGUCAAGGCGAAACGCGCACUGCAAGCAGCAUUGUGGAAAUCUUUACGUUCAGCAGCAUUGUUUAUCAAAAACUUCGCCAUUUGGCUCAUCGAUCACUACCAGGAACGGCAAGAAGCGCUAGAAACGAUGACUCUUUGCUUGGACGUAUUAAUCAACAGCAUGCUUAACUGUUGCCAUCGAGCCGCUAUCGAGAACAUCGGCAAUUCACUAGGACUUUUGGUGCGCCAUGUCACUCAGUUGAAAAGUAAAGAGAUGGCCACGGACGAAUUACCAUCCAACAUUGCCGAAGAUCUUAGUCAACACAAUCGCCAUUUUCACCCGAACGUCAUCGUGCAGCUUUUCGAGCGAAAGUUUUGGACAUGCCUUGAAUUGCACACCCGCAUGGAGCAAUACGAGCUUCGACGCCAUCGAGGCUACCUGUGGCUGGUGUGGAAUUUUAUACGCAACGAUGUCGAUGGUAAUGUCUAUGGUUCAUUCCUGCGAAUGUACUUUGAGGAACAUGUGAAGCUGCGCGAGCUAGCCACUGCGUAUUACGAAAGUUUGGAUAUCGAGCCUGUGUCUCAGCUCAGUGUGUUACAGCUGCACCAGCUGAAGCUGCUCGUUCAGGAUGCGUCACUGAACGGAACGAUACUCGAGUAUGCUAAUGAACUACUGAUUGUUGCGCUAGUAAGUAUUCGCUCUAACCACUGGGUUGUGCGAAAUGCAGCCAAUGGUCUAUUCACACAGCUCGUCACUAAACUGACCGGUCAUCGGCAACAGUGUUUUGAUCACCAAUGUGCCUGGCUCCCAAAGUACGUCUCGCUUGACGAGCUGUGCCUUAAAUUACACCAUAGCAUGUCAUUCAUGAUACGUGUACUUCAGGAGAACCAGGAAUGGUCAUUGCAUAUUAUACCUGUCUUGGUUCUGUUAUCAAAACUUGAAUUCCGAGCGUACGGGAUACCUAUGCAGCAGCAGACGGUUAACAACAUUCGUUUGGCUCUUUGGGAACUACUGUGUCACCGACAUAGCUUAGUGCGCCAAUUGGCUGCAGAAAGUUUCGCGAAUGUUCACGAUCAUACUGAGCUACCGGCGAUGUGGGAACAACUCGUCAUCACUCUAUUCACUACCAAAUCUGAUGAUAACUUUCGCCAUGGUCUCUGCCUGGCAUUAGGUAACACAGUCCGCAAGUACUUCACGUAUGCUCGCUACUUGCCACAGAACGAUGACAGUGACGUUAUGCAGCAAACCGCGGCAACCGGCAUUAAAACUACUACUCUGCUCCGAGUUCGGUCGCUUGUGCGAAAAUACUACCAACAUGAUGCCGUCCACAAUCCAAAAAGCACCUACCACUACCGUUGCGCAAUGCUCGAGUUUCUGCUUUUUCUCGGAUUCGGUUCAAAAGACGACGUUAUUCUGCAGUUGGUGCUAAACAAGAUUGCACCGAAUAUGCACGGAGUAGAGGUGUUUCUGCUGCACACUAGCAAGCUGUAUAACGGAAACCAAACUAAAUUUCAAAUGGAAAUGUCGCACAGCGAUGACAGUCACGAAUCAAUUGCGUCUCUGCCGGUCGAAAUUUUGCCCGAAUCGGAGGAAGAAGAAGUCUAGCUCACUAGCCACAACGGUGAUUAGCUCAUGUAGGAGUAGGGACAAACAGCUAAAUAGCAACUAAAAGGUUAUCUGGUUAGUUAGUAACCUCACUGGUUCUGACUUCGCAUCGUUGCUGAAGUUAUAGCUGGUAAAAAAGAGACAUCUAAUUAAUUUUACACCAGGCUGUGAGACGAAAGUCUUCAUAGAAGAUACCUUUUUAGGGAAGUGUGUGUUUAGGACUUGAUGACUAUCAAUGGUCUUCUUGAUUUUCUAAACGUAGUUUUAAUUUAUGCACACUACCUAUUGUUCCUCUCCAAGCUAUCCUCUUGUUUACUUCGUACGUACGAACAAGUACCAAAUGAUCAUUUUUCAUUAUAUUAACAUGUCUGGAUUAAUUUAUAAAAGAUAAAGAAAUAUGAAAAAGACGAAUUUAUGAACUUGCGGCCUUCGAGCGAACCUCGAAGCAAUCAAACACAGCUAAGACAUAUUUAAGAUAAGUGAGCAUUUGGUUCCAACUUCUCAUCGUUGCAUAAGUUAUAGUUAGCUAAAAGGAUGCAUCUGCUCCACUUUAAGCCAGGCUUAACUUCACUUCGAAACGACAGUGAACGUAGUUGAUAGAACAGUAAACAUUAGAUUAGUACAUAAUCCGAAAAGCAAUGUCUGGAGCAAUGUUGAAUUUGUGUCUUGCGUCCUUCGAGUGAACGCUGAAAUAAUCAAAAGCAGAGAAGAUACAUUUUAGGGUAAGUGUGUGUUUACGACUUAAUGACUCUCAAUGGUUUUCUUUAUGUUCUAAGCGUAAUUUUAAUUUAUAGGCACUACAGAUCGUUUCUCUCCAAUCUAUUCUCUAGUUUACUUCAGCGUACGAACAAGUACCAAACGACCAAUAAUUAAAAAUUAAGAAGAAAGGAACAUAAAAAAAUGAAUUGAUGAACUUGCGCCAUUCAGGCGAACCUCGCAGCAACACAGCUUAGCAAUAUUUAAUAUAAGUGUGCAUUACUGGUUUUAAGGCUAUUAAUUUUUUUGUGGCUCUUCCGUAAAUCAUCAUCACCGAUUCAUCGGCUUAUGUGCGAAAUACAUCGGUUCGAACCCUGAUAGUACA